This is a messenger RNA of Parastagonospora nodorum SN15, 198 nucleotides long. RefSeq lists its product as hypothetical. The transcript has 2 exons. The coding region runs from base 1 to 198 and encodes 65 amino acids. The record is from RefSeq and is a predicted model, not a curated record. NCBI's taxonomy places the organism in Eukaryota, Fungi, Ascomycota, Dothideomycetes, Pleosporales, Phaeosphaeriaceae.
AUGGCCAAUGCCAUUAUCGACAUACCAAAGAAAAAGAUCGCGAUAAAGCGUGACAGCGAGGUGGCAUCCGAUGUCAAGACCAAGCCAAUGGAAGAAGUCAAAGUCGUGCAUGCGAUGGAUGCUCGGGUACAUGCAUACAAUAACAACGCGUCGCUUCGCACGUGCAUGCGCGCAAGGAUUCGCGAAACAAGAUCGUGA